UUUGGUGCUGAGACUCCAAUGCUGCGGUGCCAAAAUCAAACGUAGAUUAUGCCAUCUCAACUCUUUAUUUGAAGCAUGAAGACCUGAGGAUAAUAUAAACGGCAUGGGCAAAGACAUAAAGCCCCAUCAUCAUCAUCCAUAUAGUAUCCUCCUUUCGUAGUCAGGAAUCGUAUUUUCAUCUCUUCAGAUGGCACAUCUUGCAGCCUCUCCCCGACUGUAGCAGCUCUUCUAAACGCAUCGGAUCUAAGAAAGCGCAGGUGUGCCUGGUGUCAAGCUGGUUUUUGGCUUGGGGUGAGGUUACUUCCAUACGGGGGAAGUCUGUAUUUGAAGAGCCGAUGUGCGUUUGAAGUGGUGAAGGAGGAGGAAAGCAAGAAAACUGUGACACUCUGGCGCGAGGCUCAACGAAUCACUGGAUCUUACAUUUUUACCUCAGGAGCAAUGUCAUCUCAAACGAAGACCAAGAAAGACAAGGAGAUCAUUGCGGAGUAUGAAACGCAAGUGAAAGAAAUCCGUAAUCAACUGGUGGAGCAGUUCAAGUGUCUGGAGCAGCAGUCGGAGGCUCGGAUCCAGCUGUUACAGGACCUGCAAGAGUUUUUCCGCCGCAAGGCCGAGAUUCAGCUGGAGUAUUCACGUAGUCUGGAUAAACUAGCCGAGAGGUUUUCGUCAAAGAUUCGCGGCCCGAGGAAAGAACAGCACCUUCUUUCGUCGGUAAACUGCUGGUAUUUGGUACUGAACCAGACUCGAAGAGAAAGCAGAGAUCAUGCCACGCUUAAUGACAUCUACAUCAACAACGUCAUUGUUCGCCUGGCUCAGAUUAGCGAUGAUGUCAUCAGGCUCUUCAAAAAGAGUAAAGAAAUUGGGAUUCAGAUGCACGAGGAGCUAGUGAAAGUGACAAACGAGCUGUAUACUGUGAUGAAGACGUAUCACAUGUACCAUACGGAGAGCAUCAGCGCGGAGAGCAAGCUGAAGGAUGCUGAAAAACAAGAGGAAAAGCAAUUUAGCAAGUCUGGAGACCUCAACGUCAACCUCCUGCGCCACGAGGACCGACCCCAGCGCCGCAGCUCUGUCCGGAAGAUUGAAAAGAUGAAGGAAAAGAGGCAAGCCAAGUACUCAGAGAACAAGCUGAAAUGCACAAAAGCCCGUAAUGACUAUUUAUUGAACCUGGCAGCCACCAACGCCGUUGUGGCGAAAUAUUACAUCCACGACGUUUCGGAUAUGAUUGAUUGCUGUGACCUCGGAUAUCAUGCUAGCUUGGCACGCACGUUUAGGACGUACCUAUCUGCUGAGUAUAACCUGGAGACCUCCCGUCAUGAGGGUCUGGACGUCAUUGAGAAUGCUGUGGACAACCUGGACCCUCGCAGCGAUAAGCACAAGAUCAUGGAUAUGUACAAUCAAGUCUUUUGCCCGCCGAUGCGCUUUGAGUUCCUGCCGCACAUGGGAGAUGAGGUGUGCCAGGUGAGUGCCCAACAGCCAGUGCAGACGGAGCUACUGAUGCGUUACCACCAGCUGCAGUCACGCCUGGCCACGCUCAAGAUUGAAAAUGAAGAGGUACGCAAGACCCUGGAUGCCACCAUGCAGACCUUACAAGACAUGCUGACAGUGGAAGACUUUGAUGUGUCAGACGCCUUCCAGCACAGCCGAUCCACAGAGUCCAUUAAAUCUGUUGCUUCCGAGAGCUAUAUGAGCAAGUUAAACAUCGCUAAGAGGAGAGCCAAUCAGCAGGAGACGGAAGUUUUCUACUUCACUAAAUUCAAGGAGUACCUGAACGGCAGCAACCUCAUCAUUAAACUGCAGGCCAAGCAUGACCUGCUGAAGCAGACCCUGGGGGAAGGAGAAAGGGCCGAAUGUGGAACUACAAGACCCCCAACCCUUCCUCCGAAACCACAGAAAUUGCGAAAACCAAGGCCUCGCUCCAUCUAUAACCAUAAGCUGUUUAAUGGCAAUAUGGAGAGUUUCAUUAAGGAUUCAGGUCAACCCAUUCCUCUGGUGGUGGAGAGCUGCAUACGAUACAUUAAUCUAUAUGGGCUGCAGCAACAAGGCAUAUUUAGAGUUCCUGGAUCUCAGGUGGAAGUGAACGAUAUUAAAAAUUCAUUUGAGAGGGGUGAAGACCCACUGGUGGAUGAUCAGAGCGAUCACGACAUCAACUCAGUGGCAGGUGUUUUGAAACUCUACUUUAGAGGUCUGGAAAACCCUCUGUUCCCUAAGGAGCGCUUCUUAGAUCUCAUCUCCACCAUCAAGCUUGAAUCGUCCGCGGAGAGAGCUCACCACGUCCAGCAGAUAGUAGUCACCCUUCCUCGUACCGUCAUCAUCGUCAUGAGAUACCUAUUUGCAUUUCUCAAUCACCUGUCCCAGUACAGUGAUGAGAACAUGAUGGACCCAUAUAACCUAGCCAUCUGUUUCGGACCCACUCUGAUGCCCAUUCCGGACGGUCAGGACCCCGUGGCCUGCCAGGCUCAUGUUAAUGAGGUCAUCAAGACCAUCAUCAUCAACCAUGAAGUCAUCUUCCCCAGUCACCGUGAGCUGGAUGGUCCUGUCUAUGAGAAAUGCAUGACUGGAGGAGAGGAGUACUGUGACAGCCCUCACAGUGAACCGGGCACCAUUGACGAAGCAGACAACGGCACGGAGCCGCACACUAGCGAUGAUGAGGUGGAGCAGAUUGAGGCAAUCGCAAAGUUUGACUACACGGGUCGUACUCCUCGAGAGCUGUCAUUUAAAAAAGGCGCAUCCCUCUUGCUUUAUCAUCGUGCGUCUGAAGACUGGUGGGAAGGCCGACACAAUGGUGUUGAUGGACUUAUACCUCACCAAUACAUUGUGGUACAAGACCUGGAUGAUGCAUUCUCUGAUAGUUUGAGCCAGAAGGCGGACAGCGAGGCCAGCAGUGGACCUUUACUAGAUGAUAAAGCCUCAUCCAAAAAUGAUCUUCAGUCUCCAUGCGAACCCUCAUCUGAAUACAGCUUCAGCGGGGUCAUGGGACGGGUUCGGUUGCGUUCUGAUGGGUCUGCUGUUCCCCGGCGUCGCAGCGGGACGGAUGCACACAGCCCUCCCCGGGACACACCUCCACGGGCCGCCGCCUGCCCCAGCAGCCCCCAUAAGAUUGCAGUCAGUCGAGGCCACAUAGAAAGUCCAGAGAAGAGACGUUUGGGGACCUUCGGCAGUGCCGGUAGCAUUAACUACCCCGAGAGAAAGAUCUAUCCUGAGGGUCAUCCUCUCAGGCCUGUCCCAGGAACAACAAGACACAGUAGUCUAGGAGACCAUAAGUCCUUGGAGGCUGAAGCUUUAGCAGAGGACAUCGAGAAGACAAUGAACACUGCGCUUCACGAGCUACGCGAACUGGAACGCCAAAACACGGCCAAACAGGCUCCUGACGUGGUUCUGGAUACCCUAGAACCCCUCAAGAACCCCGUGAGCUCCGAGCCGGCGAGUCCCUUACACACCAUCAUGAUUCGAGACCCCGACGCAGCCCUGAGACGCAGCAGCAGUUCCACCUCCGAGAUGAUGACCACCUUUAAACCGGCGCUGUCCGCGAGGCUUGCGGGAGCCCAGCUCAGACCUCCGCCCAUGCGGCCCGUUCGACCCCCACCCACACAGCACCGCUCAAGCAGCUCUAGCUCCUCUGGGAUGGGAAGUCCAGCAGUGACCCCGACGGAGAAGAUGUUUCCGAGCAAUGCUGCUGCAGCAUCCUCCGCCAACUCAGGAGAGAAACCCGGAACCAUGUAGCCUCGGUGGUACGGCGUAGCGGCCGUCAUCUGUGAGAUAGCGGCGGAGCAGAAUAGUCACGCCCAGGCCAGGAAAUUCAGGUUUUGAAAAAGCUGUACCCCUGUUUUCUUUUUGUUCUUUUUUUGAGCCUUGGAAAGUUCGAUGCAUGUGCUCUGAUAUGUUGAGCCUUGGGGCGUGCAAUGCAAAUCGGGUCUGGCUCAGGUGAUUUUUUUCCAGUUCUGUUACUACUUUCUGUGAAUAAAAGUGGCAAAAGCCUACACUUUUAACAAGUUAACAGGGUGACGGUGAUGUAUGAUGAAAAUAUGUAAUAGAGGGAAAGCUGGAAGUAAAAUUAAGACAAUUUUUUUGUUUUGACCUUUUAGACAUUGCUUGUUUUAGUUAGAGAAAAAUUACAUUUGUUUGCAAAAUAAUACGUUUUGUUAUUCGAAAGGGUAUGAACUCCAUCUCUCAUUGGAGGACUGUUGUGAGAUAGUCCCGCCUUCCAGAACUGGACUGUAAAUAUAUGAUAAAACCAAACUCACUCAAAGACAGCCAGCCUACAGCCGAGCUGUUGUAAAUAGAGAUAUACUGUACUUGAACUUGUAAUACUUUUCGUUUGUAGAAUAAGCGAUUAUAUUAAGUAACAUCAUAGCCAAGCUGUAAACAUAUAUGAGAUGCAGAAAACCAAUAUACCAACUAAUUUUAAGAUA
Messenger RNA from Misgurnus anguillicaudatus (oriental weatherfish), 4406 nucleotides. It is a transcript of the gene srgap3, whose product is annotated as SLIT-ROBO Rho GTPase activating protein 3. Gene Ontology annotation, molecular function: protein binding. Gene Ontology annotation, biological process: signal transduction. Lineage: Eukaryota; Metazoa; Chordata; Actinopteri; Cypriniformes; Cobitidae. The record is from RefSeq and is a predicted model, not a curated record.